CGAGCGCGGGAGCCAGCGGCGGGCAGCCCAGGAUGGGGGCCGCAGGCGGGAGGACGGAGCAGGGCGCUGGGGCCCAGAGCUGCCGGGCAGGAAGUCGGGGGGGAGUGAGCGGGCGAGCCAGCGCUGGGAAGUUUGCAAAGCUGUCAGUGCGCGAGGAGGAGCGAGCGGCCCGCGGCUGAGCGUCGCCCUCCGUACCUCUUUGGGGAGCGGGCCAAGAGCAGGGCGAGAAGCGGGGCGGGGGCAGCUCGCCCCGCCGCCGGGCACGGGGCCCACGCCAUGCGCAUCUGACCAGGCCCGGACAGCAGACGAGGAGGCGCCGGGAUGGCCGGCCCCAGGACCACCGCUUGGCUCUGUCUCUGGUGGGGCCUGCUGGCCAGGCAGGCCUGGGCCAUGAACUACCCGCCCAGGUACAGCCUGUAUACGGGGGCCGGCCUGCCGCUCGCACAGCUCCAAGGCACGCUGCAGGCGCCUCAAGGCGCACGGGUGGCCAGCCGCCACAGGAACUGGUGCGCCUACGUGCUGUCGCGGAGCGUGAGCUGCGUGGUGGAGGACGGCGUGGACACCUACGUGAAGCCAGAUUACCAGCCCUGCGUCUGGGGUCAGCUCCAAUGUCCCCGCGUCAUCACGUACCGGAGCUUUGUGCGCCCCCGCUACAAGGUGGCCUACAAGACCGUCUCGGACAUGGAGUGGCGCUGCUGCCCGGGCUACUCGGGCGACGACUGUGCCGAAGGAGGGGCGCCCCUCACCACCCCCCGGCCACGACCUGCCCCCGGCCGGCCCAACCUCUCCGGCUUCAGCAACACGCUCAGCGGCCUUGGAGGAGAAGAACAAAGGGAUUCAGAGAAGGUUCAGCAGCUUGAAGAGAAAGUGCAGACUCUCAGCAAGCAACUGCAGGAUCUGCAAGCCAGCAACACCCAGCUCACAGAAGACGUGCGCCGGGCAGUCGAGACCUCCUUGAAUGGUAAGCAGCCGGCAGACGCAGCUGCACACCCGGAGAUGAAGGAGACCCUCAAUGAGAUCCAGCGCCACCUGCAGCGCCUUGACAACCGCAUCUCCAGCCACGAGAAUGGCCAGGGCACGGCGGGUGGUGGGGAGACGGAUGUCCGUGGUGAGGUCCUACGGGAGGUAGAACGGCGCUUGCAGGAGUCGUGCUCAUCCUGCCUGACUGGUGUGGAGGGGCUCCAGAGGCAGCAGGCAGAAGACCACGACCGCAUGCGGACACUGGAGAAGCUGGUCACCUCCGUGGACCAGCGGAACCGUGAAGCCGUGGACACUGUCCGGCAGCAUGUUGGCCGCCUGGCUGCCCAGCUGCCCAAGGACUGCUGCCCCCAGCUGGAGGGCCGGGUGGGUGGGCUGGAGCGCCGCCUGGAGGCCAUCUCGGAGGCCUUUGCCGUGCUCAAUGAGCAUGUGGGAAGGCAAAGGCCUCUUCCGCCUCCUCCCUGGAGUGUGGACAGGCGGAUGUCUGAGAUGGAGAGCCGCGUCAAUACCACCCAGCGCAGCCUGGAGGAGCACUUUGCAGACCUGCAGGUCAUGCUGGAAGGAGCGGACGAGCGGCUGCGCAGGGCUGAGGGGCAGCUGGACUUUGUCUUCUCCCGCCUGAAUGACUUCCAGAGCCACGUCAACCAGGCUCUGGCCAACCUGUCGCGGGACGUCGGGGCACUGAAGGACAGCGGCCUGCAACAGCAGGGUGCCCUGGAGCGGGUGCGUGGGGCCGUGUACGCCUGCACCCAGAUCUGCACCCCACCAGGUAACCAGGACUCCCAGAUCAGCACCAUCCUGAGCGACCUGGAGCGGCGGGUGCUGGACAACGAGGGACAGUUGCGGCUGCUGGGCACCAGCCUCCACCAGCUGGACGUCUCUGGCAAGCUGCGGAACCUGCAAGGCCUGGUGGGAUCCAACAGCGAAGGCCUGAGCAGGCUCGCUGGAGAGAUUGGUGAGCUGGAGAACAGGCUGCUGGUCUCCGUGAGUGCCGGACCGCCUGAUCUGGUGCUGCACACCAACCGCACCUACCAGCGCUUGGAGAAGCUGGAGCGGGAGGUCCAGGGGCUGGCGCAGCAUCCCUGCAGCCGGGAGUGCGUGGAGCUGCGGGAGGAGGUGGGGCAGCUCAGGGCAGAGGCGGAGACCUGCCAAGCCGCCUGCCAGCCGACGGGGAGGCAGCCGGAUCUGGGCAAGGAGCCAGUGGUGGAUGCCUCCCGGCCCCUGGAUGGCUUCAGUGUGAUUGGGGGCAGCUCCAGCAUCCAUCUCCAGUCCCUGCAGGGUGAGCUGUCGGAGGUGAUCUUGGGCUUCAGCACCCUCAACGAGAGCCUAGCAGGGCUGCAGGCCACGGUGGAGAAGCACCAGACAGACAUCCACGAACUGGGCACCACCAAGGACCACAUCAUUGCCGAGAUCAACCGGGUGCAGCAGGAGGUGACGGAGCACGUGGGCGAGAGCGAGGAGCGCUUCCAGGGCCUGGGCCGUGAGAUCCACCACUUCGGGAGCCUGUUGCGGGUGGAGGCUUCAGACUGCCGGAGGGCCUCUGGGGGCCUGGCCGAGCGGCUGGCCAAGCUGGAGGGGGCCUGCGAACGGCUGGACGAUGUCUCUGGGAGCCUGCGCAAGAUCAAGGAGGGCCUGGACAGGCACGUCUCAGCCCUGUGGGGCUGCCUCCACGAGGUGAACGGGACCCUGCGCGACCACGGGGCCCUGCUGGACAAGAUCCACGGCAGCCAGCUGGGCACCAUCCACCGCCGCCUCAGCACCCUGAACGGGUCCCUGCAGACGCUUCAGGGCCAGCUGCAUGGUCUCACCUUGCAGGACUUCACAGGGCCUCCAGGGCUCCCCGGACCAGAAGGCCCCGUGGGGGGGCGGGGUCCCCCAGGCCCACUGGGGCCCCCUGGCAAAGACGGAAGGGCCGGCUCUGUGGGGCCUCCAGGUCUCCCUGGAGAACAAGGCCUACCUGGCCCAGCUGGGACAAUGCCGAAAGUCUCCUUCACAGCAGCACUGACCGCCCGGCACGUGCAGACGGGGACCAUUGCCUUCGACCAGGUGCUAGUGAACGAUGGCAACUCCUAUGACCCAGAAUCAGGGAUCUUCACAGCUCCAGUUUCUGGGCGCUACCUGGUCAGCGCCGUCCUGACUGGCCACAGGGGGGAGAAGAUUGAGGCAGUGCUUUCGCGCUCCAACCAGGCCAUCGCCCGCAGCGACUCGGCCGGAUACCAGCCAGAAGGUUUGGAGAACAAACCCGUGGCUGAGCACCAGCCGAGUGCCGGUGCCUUAGCGGUCUUCACCCUCAUUGUGCCCAUGGAGGCUGAGGAGACUCUUUGUGUGGACCUGGUGUCUGGCCGGCUGGCCAGCUCUCCGGAUGAGCCACUGACCGUCUUCAGCGCAGCCUUGCUCUAUGAGGAGGACCUUGGGGUCUAGGUUGAUUGUGGGCAAGGGAAGGGCACAGGCUGAAGCAGCAUGCCAAGGAGCCCCCCCUGCAGUCCCAGCCAAGCCUCCCCUCCUCCCACUUCUGGGGCCACCCCAGCAUGUUGGCCAACACCUCAGGGAAGAUGUUCCUGCAGCCACUAGACUCUCCAACCGCCUACUAUGGCCCCCUGCUGGCACCAGCUGCUGGGCAGGAGGUGUGCAGAGACUCUCUCUUCCCAAGGCACUGCAAGCUGGGUGCACCCAAGGGGGUGCCCUGCCCUCCACCCUGUCAACCCUCCAGGCCUGGGGGGGGGGCUGCUGCUGCCACCAGCACUAAACACCACCUAGAGACCAUCCAUCCAUGAGCUGGUAGGAACGGAAGAGCCCUUUUUGUUAUUUAUCUGCGUCUGUCGUUCCCCAGAGAAAUGACCCCUCCCUCCCUCCCUCGUGCAGCCACCACCAGCAGCAGCAACCGCCUCGCUGCACCACCAGCCGGCUUUCUGCCUUGCUCUUCAUCACAGCUUAUCACAGCUGGGGCUGCCUCUUCUAGCCAUCUCCACUGCAGAGCUGCUCAAAAUCCAUGCUAGGCCAUGCUCACCAUGGAUGUGCCAGUCACAGGAAUUCUGCCCCCCCUUGAGACAACACCGCCGAUUAUGUGAGAGGAGGGGGGGAGAUGCUCCUUUGCAGCACUGUUGGCAGAGAUGCAAGCAGUGAGAAAGUGAUAGAGGCUGGAGGAGGAAGGUGCUUUCUUCAAGCGCCAUCUCCUGUGUGGUGCACCCCUUGUGUAUAUGCUGUGUAGAGGCCCCGCUCAGCUAUCGAUAUAAUGAUUGAAUAAAGAAACACGACUUUUUUUAAAAAA
Rhineura floridana is the source of this 4246-nucleotide messenger RNA. RefSeq names its product elastin microfibril interfacer 1 (gene EMILIN1). NCBI's taxonomy places the organism in Eukaryota, Metazoa, Chordata, Lepidosauria, Squamata, Rhineuridae. Gene Ontology annotation, molecular function: protein binding. The transcript has 8 exons. The record is from RefSeq and is a predicted model, not a curated record. Bases 322 to 3399 code for a protein of 1025 amino acids.